ACGUAUUCGCAAUGGAAAAACUAAAUCUAUCCUUCUUGUUGUUUGCAAUUUUUAUUGCAAAUGCAUUAUGUGGAGAUGUACAACCAUUUUCAGAAUCAGACUGUUCUAUACCCCCAGUUUUGGAAGGACCUACGUGUAAUGCUUAUUUCAUUCGUUACUACUGGGAUAGUGCUCAACAGCGCUGCGUCAAAUUUGUUUAUGGUGGAUGUCGAGGCACCAUAAAUAAUUUCGAAAGCCAAAGGAGUUGCGAACGAGUUGCUGGCAGAGUUUGUAGAAAUUCAAAUUAAAUGUACAUUUCCUGAAAAUAAAUGGU
Molecule: messenger RNA, 313 nt
Organism: Anoplophora glabripennis (Asian longhorned beetle)
Lineage: Eukaryota; Metazoa; Arthropoda; Insecta; Coleoptera; Cerambycidae
Product: kappaPI-actitoxin-Avd3c-like
Exons: 2
Coding region: 12-287 (91 amino acids)
Molecular function (GO): serine-type endopeptidase inhibitor activity
Source: RefSeq, a predicted model, not a curated record